This is a messenger RNA of Ailuropoda melanoleuca (giant panda), 3049 nucleotides long. Its product is annotated as cytochrome P450 2B4. Gene Ontology annotation, molecular function: arachidonate epoxygenase activity; oxidoreductase activity, acting on paired donors, with incorporation or reduction of molecular oxygen, reduced flavin or flavoprotein as one donor, and incorporation of one atom of oxygen; iron ion binding. Gene Ontology annotation, cellular component: cytoplasm; intracellular membrane-bounded organelle. Bases 644 to 2143 code for a protein of 499 amino acids. Gene Ontology annotation, biological process: epoxygenase P450 pathway; xenobiotic metabolic process. The transcript has 9 exons. The record is from RefSeq and is a predicted model, not a curated record. NCBI's taxonomy places the organism in Eukaryota, Metazoa, Chordata, Mammalia, Carnivora, Ursidae.
AGAACUUCUUCGCUGCCAUGUCAGCUCCAAGAAUGCAGAAUGGUUGCUGAAGAAUGAAUGGAUGGAUGGAUGGAUGGAUGGAUGGUUGAAUCAGGCAAUCCCAAAUGCACCCAACAAGGAGCUAGCCUUCCCCCAUCAGACUUUACCUUUUUCUUUAUACCUCACUUUCUUCUGAUGCCCAGAACAAAUCCCUGUUCCCAAGAACAAGAUGCACCAAUUCUGCCUUCCAGAUAUUCUCAGUCCCUCAUGAUGCAAUGGCACCCUCUGAGAAAAUUGGCCAAGAGCCAUCCUUGCGGUGCAAUGAUCCCUCACCAGCCCCUACAUGUUCCACCACCUGGCACCACUACCCUUCCUUCAGGAAGGUAUUCCAGGUUCAAGGGCAUUGCCUGCUAAGAUACCUCCAGCCAGCCAGAGGCCAAUAGAAAGCUGGCUCUGGGACCAUGUGAGAUGUUAAACAUCCUGGCUUCUGUAGCCCCUGUCACCUUUGGGCUCCCUGUUGCCAUGGGAGAGUUGCCAAGAGCUGUCUCAAGGCAGAUUUAUGACACACCCGCCCCCACCAACCACACGGGAAAAAGUGACAAGAAACAGAGCAGCCUCCCUUUAAAGAGGGACAGCAGGAUGGAAGGCAGACACAGCCAGGACCAUGGCACUGUCAGCCCUCCUGCUUCUCACUGUCCUCGUUGGCCUCUUGCUUCUCUGGGGUUACCCAGCCUCCCGGGGCCGCCUCCCUCCAGGACCUUGGCCCCUGCCCUUCCUGGGGAACAUUUUGCAAAUAGACAACCAGGGCUUUCUCAAGACCUUCCAGAUGCUGCGGAAGAAAUACGGGGACGUCUUCACAGUCUACCUGGGACCCCGGCCUGUUGUCAUCCUGUGCGGGUACAAGGCAGUGAAAGAGGCUCUGGUGGGUCAGGCUGAGGCUUUCUCCGGCCGCGGGCACAUCGCCAUCAUUGAUCCCAUCCUCAGGGGAAAAGGUGUGGUCUUCGCCAAUGGAAAGUCUUGGAAGGCCCUUCGGCAAUUCUCUCAGCUCACCAUGAGGGACUUCGGGAUGGGGAGGCAGAGCAUUGAGAAGCGAAUCCAGGAGGAGGCUCAGUGUCUGGUGGAGGAGCUGCGGAAAUCCCGGGGGGCCUAUCUGGAUCCCACCUUCUUCUUUCACUCCGCCAUGGCUAACAUCAUCUGUACUAUCAUCCUUGGCCAGCGCUUUAAUUACCAGGACCCCAGAUUCCUACACUUGCUACAUUUAAUGAAUGAUCUCUCCGAUAUUAGCAGCUCUUUCUACGGCCAGAUGUUUGAACUCCUCUCCGGCAUCCUGAAACACUUUCCUGGCAUCCACACUCGCUUGUACAGCAAAAUUCAAGAAAUGGAAGAUUUUGUCGUUGAGAGCAUCGAGAGGCACCGGGAAAUGUUGGACCCCAGCACCCCGAAGGACUUCAUUGAUUCCUUCCUGGUCCGCAUGGACAAGGAGAGCUCUGAUCCUGAGAGUGAGUUCCACUAUAAGAACCUUGUCUACACGGUUCUUUCGCUGUUUUUCGCCGGCACGGAGAGCUCCAGCAACACUCUCUUGCAUGGGUUACUACUCCUUCUUAAGAACCCUGAUGUUUUAGAGAAAGUCCAGAUGGAGAUUGACAGAGUGAUUGGCUCACACCACCUCCCAGCCCUUGAAGAUCGGGCAAAAAUGCCUUAUACAGAUGCCGUCAUCCACGAAAUUCAGAGAUUGGGUGAUGUCAUCCCCCUUGGUAUUCCCCGCUCUGUCAUCAAGGACACUCACUUCCGGGGAUAUCAUCUCCCUAAGGACACUACUGUGUAUCCCAUCUUGAGCUCUGUCCUCCAUGACCCAUGCCACUUUGAGAAGCCAGAAGCCUUCCACCCUGGCCACUUCCUGGAUGCAGAGGGCAACUUCAGGACGCAGGGAGCCUUUAUCCCAUUCUCCCUAGGAAGACGCCUCUGUCUGGGUGAGAGCCUGGCCCGCUCUGAGCUCUUCCUGAUCUUGACCUCGGUGCUGCAGAACUUCACCUUGGGAUCUCCCAAGGCCCUGGAAGACAUUGACAUCACGUCCCAGAGGAACGGGCUGCUGAAAAUGCCCCCUGAGUUCAAGCUCUGCUUCCUGCCCCGCCAGGGAGUGGGACCAGGGACGCAGAUCCCCUAAGAGCCCUUCCAUCUAGCCCCCACCUCUACCCACAGGGCAUCUGUGGAGGCGUUCUGACUCCUCCCUGCUCACUCUCUCCUGGGGAAAGUCCCUUCUGUAGUCUCUCCCUUGUCCAGCCUGCUGUCUUCACUGCUCAUCCCCAGAUGGCCUGCACUGUUGAUGGAGGGUUAAACCUUGGGCUUCAGGGCCAGGAAACACCUUCGGUAACUUGGAGUCAUCACCAUCCAUAGUGCAGUUGGGGAAACUGAGGCCCACACCUAUAUCCAACCACCCCCCCAACCCUCCGGUUCUUUCCUUGAGUUCAAAAGGCCACUUCAGCCCUCAGCCUCUGCUCUGUGUGACUUUAAAACACUUCCCAUAUUUCUCUGAUCUUAUCCAUCAAAACCAGUGAGAUCAAAAUAAAGUUCCACUCUUUCUGGACCCAAUGGCUAUCUGUGUUGCCAUACUCUUUUUUUUUUUUUCUGAGCUAAAAUUCACCUAACAGAAAAUUAACCACUAACCACCUUAAGUAUACAAUUCAAUGGCAUUUAGUACAAUCACAGUAUCAUGCAACCAUUGUCUUUGUCCAGCGUCCAAUCAUUUUUAUCCCCACAAAGGAAACUCUGUACUUUUGAGGGCUGAAUAAUAUUCUGCCAAAUGGAAACACCACAUCUAGUUUAUCCCUUCAUCUGGUAACUGGCAUGUGGGUUUUUGACAGCUUUUGGCUCUUGUGAACGGUGCCACUGUGGACAUUUGCAUGCAGGGUGGCCCUGCAUUUGUUUUACUCUCCAUUGGGAAUGGAAGGCAGGUGUUCAGUUUCCACCUCAGACCUGAGACUCCAGAAGGACAGGGCCAGCCUUCCCUCCCAGACAGUCCUCACAGGUGGCAUUGAAGAUUAAAUGAGACAGUACGGACAGAGUGGCUAGA